Molecule: messenger RNA, 615 nt
Organism: Linum tenue
Lineage: Eukaryota; Viridiplantae; Streptophyta; Magnoliopsida; Malpighiales; Linaceae
Source: the annotation of a GenBank genome assembly
GCAGGCACGCUUACCUCUUCCUCUCUUCUCUGCCAUUGCAACAGCAACGUCUCUCAACUUUUAUCUCUCUCCCUGUCAUUUUUCUGUCUGUGUUGGUUUUUCUAUCUCUCUUCGGAGGAGAUUAGCAAGGUUAGAAGUGAUCAAAGGAAGAGACUGAUUCGGCCGACCAGAGAGGAAACAGAAAGCUCAAGAUCGGCCGAUUCUAUUUUGGUUUCAGGUUAUUGGUCCUCCUCUUUUGAGGAAUUUGUUUUCCUCUAUGUUCUUCAUUGCGUUCAGUUUCCCCUCUUUCUCAAAAAGGUUUGUUUCAUCUCUUUUUUGAGGUUUGUUCAAAGACUACAAUGUCUUCGUAGAAGAAGACUUGAGCUCUGCAUCAGUUUUCAUACAUCAUUGGUUGAUCUCCCUUUGGUUUGCGGAAUGUAGAGAGCGCGGAUUCGGACAAGAGGCAGAGCCGUGGGUUUACGAUGGUUUAUAUGUUUUGUUUGAUAACCAUUUAUAUUCACAUGUCGCCGUCAUGUUUACUUUCAUCGAGGGAAAGUCGAAGUUUAGAAUAAAAAGUAGCUGGUGCUGUUGAAUAACUGUCUGGGAUGAGUGACUGUGAUUUGCUGUUGACUGAUU